UUAAUAUUUAGGAAGUCUAUAAAAUAAGAUUUAACAAGUUAAUCCUCUUCCCGCGCACACGAGAGAUUCCAGUCCGUCCACGUAUUGACCAAAGAUCCCUUUGUUCAUUCCAUCCCAUCCCAUCCAGAGAAACAGAAGGACUCCCACUUCUAAAAGGCUCGGUCGUCUCUCGUCAACACAGAGCCGUCAUUCAGCACCGCUGACGCAGCUCUUUUACGGGGAUAGGGAGAAAUCAAACAGGAGCAAUUGGAACCCGAAUACAGGCUGAACCUCUCUGCAUCAGUUAGUUCAUGAAGAGGAUAGUCGCAACGACCUUGACAGCUGCCUGGAGAAGGAUUACGUCUAAGCCAUAUUCGACCCUAUCAGGUUUCACACCAGUCGCAACCGCUCACGGUUGCUACUAUUCGCCAAAAACAAUUGUCAGGACAGGAAUAGCAGCCGGUUCAGGUACCUUAUCCAGCAUGGCCCGAGGCACAUCCGACAGUCCAAAGGAACAAGCGAGCGAAGUGUACAUGGCCUUUGAAGACUCUGAUUCCGAGUCUGAUAUCGAAAUCGAUCUUGUCACCAAGCCAGCCAAAAAAGUCCAGCCCAAGGUCCCGAAGCAUUUUCGAAAGAGCAACGCCCAGGUCUACGACAACAUCUCGGUCUAUGCCCCACCGGACUCGAACCUGAUCUUCCGCUGUUCACAAAAGCGUGCUAACUGGUACCUGAGCCGCGAUCUCGCGCGUUCGCUCUCACCGACCUCCAUCCACCUCAACUUUGCACCGGCAGGACAAGGACGCGUUAAUGAUCCGUAUCAUCUGGAAGAGCGGGAGAACAAGUGCGUUAUCUGUGGAGAGGAGACGGCCCAGGUGGGUGCGACGAUGCUACAUGUCGUACCGGAGCAGUACCGGAAAUGGUUCCCGAUCAGACUGAAGAGCCAUUCCAGUCACGAUAUCGUUGUGGCAUGUCCAGAGUGCAAUGCGCACUGGGAUCGGGAGGCUGCUAUUGUCAGGAAGAAGAUUGUGAAGCUGUACAAUAUACCUCUGGAGGGAAUUGGAUGGAUAAAGGAUCACGACGCUGGAGUGGCAAAACGGUCUGCAGGCGCCGUCAUCACCGAUUGGAACCGGCAAUGGAAUGAAUACCGCGAACAGCAAUCGAUGGCGGCAGAUGUCAAAAAUAUAUCGAUACCGACUCAGGAGGCGAUCGAGGAAAGCACACAGACAGAGUCGUCGGCCACUCAACUAGCGGAUCUCGACACGAAACCGAAAAGGAAAAUGAAAGCCAAGAAGCAGAAUGUGAUACCACCGGAUCGACUCAAGGUUUUGGAAAAGAGUGUCUACGACUGGUGGAUCAGCACCCAAAAGGAAGUAUUUCACAACACGAGGGAGUCACCAGCGCUGAAAAGGGACUUGACAACCGAUGAUGAUGAAGGCAGCAGGAAAAAAAUAAAGCCAGAGGUCGACACGGGGAUGGAUGCAAGUCCUGGGACGACAAUACCGGUAACACCUCCCAGGACAGAAGCAUCAAACUCAGAAACACCCAAGAAAUCCAAGGACGCAUCAUCAUCUAUAGAUGUCCCAAUGCCUCCACCAGGACAUUCAACGCAACUGGACAGGACGAUGCUGGAGGCGGCAUUAUCUGCUCAAGCAAGUUACAGAGGACCGGACUACAUGGAGCAUGGCCAAUUGGUUGUAGCACGGAUAAUGGCGUCCUCUCUCGAAUAUUACGAUGAUGCGGACGAAUCUCAAGGAACGAUCCAGGCAUGGAAGGACGCGGUCCCAUUGGUCCCAGCUCCUGAGGGCUGGAGGAAUGUGGGCGAGUUUAUUCGGACAUGGAGAUGGGAGUUCUUGCAGAGGAUUCAGCCCAAACAUCUCAGCGCAGAGUGGAAAGUAGAGAAUCCUGUUUGAAAAAAAUGAAAAGGAAAAAGUAAAGCAAUAACUAACUACCAGUGUUUCGUCUUUGCUACCAUAAAUCAAAGCUUAACGACAUACCAACAACGAGUUCUCUGUGUGCGCAUGUCGUGACGGAUCAAGUCUAAAGAGUACUAUUUUUUUUUCUUUCUUUUUAAAGGACGAACAUAAUCCCUGGUGCUGAGAAGCCUUCAGCGUCAGAACCGGUG
Molecule: messenger RNA, 2101 nt
Organism: Gamsiella multidivaricata
Lineage: Eukaryota; Fungi; Mortierellomycota; Mortierellomycetes; Mortierellales; Mortierellaceae
Exons: 1
Coding region: 291-1889 (532 amino acids)
Source: RefSeq, a predicted model, not a curated record